AAAACUGUAAUUCAAAGUAAAUAUUAGGAUUCAAACCGUAUAAAUCCGACCUGUAAAUCUCCCACUAGGUGUCUGUGGUUCUGACUUUCUGACGGUAAAGUGUCUUCUUCCUCCACUUUCAGCAACAAACUCACUCUCUCACCGGCGGAACAACCGAACCAAAAAUGGCGGAUUCCCCACCCACCGCUUCUCCUCCCCCUUCUUCUUCUUCUUCUUCUUCUCCGCCUUCCUUGACACUAUCCCGUCAACCUAAUCCAUGCCUUAACUUCUUCUUCUCCAAAUUCCCACCUGCAGAUCCUUCAGCAACACCACAACAACCACCGCCACCGCCACCUCCGCCGAUUGAUGUUCCUCCGAAGCCACUGCCCCCGUUCAUCUCCGUGCUAUCCAGGAGGCCUUCAUUGAGGGUGACCACAGAGUUCGACAGCGACAGCUCCGUGUUCUUCAACAAGGUCUCCUGCAAGCUGCUCGACAGCUUCGCGAAGCUCAAGUUCACUUUUCAGAACAACGGCAAGGGGGAAUUUUCCGAGCCUCAGGUUUCGCUCAUCUCGAAGAACCUCUCUAUUCAUUACGAUGUUGAAGAGCAGAAUGCGCUCAUCAAGACCUCCUUCGACGUCGGUUCCAGGCUUCAAUUCAAGGGCGUCCAUGAUGUCAAGGCGGAACAAGGAGAAGUUGCAGUGGUGGCCAAACUUGCUGAACCUGGAUAUGCUCUUGAGCUCUCAUCUGCUGUUCCUGCAGUUGGCUUGCCUAGAGCGACUCUAAAGUUCCCUUUCGGUGAAUUUUCGUUGGAGGAAGCGGAGAGAGCAGAAGAGAAAAGGGCACUGUCUAUUAGUGGACUUGGUAAAGCUAAACUGUUGAAUGGCCUUUGUUCUGCUCGGUACAGCGAAGAGGAACUGAAACUAAGAUAUUCCUAUAAGGACGAGGCACUUUCGUUUAUCCCCACCAUUUCACUGCCUUCAAAUGCUAUGUCAUUUGCGUUCAAGCGUCGGUUCAACACUUCUAAUAAGUUAAGCUACUGGUAUCAUUUUGAUACCAACAACUGGAGUGCUGUGUACAAGCAUACAUAUGGCAAGGACUUCAAGUUAAAAACCGGAUAUGAUUCAGAUGUCCGGCUCGGCUGGGCAUCGCUCUGGGUUGGGGAUGAAGGUGGAAACGCUAAAUCUGCACCGAUGAAGAUGAAAGUCCAAUUCAUGCUCCAAGUGCCACAGGACGACAUCAAAUCGUCGGCUUUAAUGUUUCGUGUCAAAAAGCGAUGGGACAUAUAGAGAAUGUAUAUGCUUCUGAAAUCACCUUUCUUCUGAUCCUAUACACCGAUGUGAGAUUAAAAAAAGCUGUUCUGGGUCUCGCAUGCCCUGUUGUAACGGAUGCACAUUCUACAGUUUGGUUAGAUGAAUCUGUUUGUUUCCUGAAAAAUUUAGGUCUUGUGAACCAUCAUUUCAACUAGACAGAUGAUCGAUUUGAAGCUGAUAGUUGUUGGAAGUGAUUCGUUUGAAUGUUAGACGUUGAAUUUGGGCAAUGAAUUUGAGCACAAAUCAAAGAAAAGGGAAUUGGUGAAAAUUAUUGUUUGGUGGAUAAGAGAAGAC
Molecule: messenger RNA, 1583 nt
Organism: Linum tenue
Lineage: Eukaryota; Viridiplantae; Streptophyta; Magnoliopsida; Malpighiales; Linaceae
Source: the annotation of a GenBank genome assembly